Molecule: messenger RNA, 744 nt
Organism: Cokeromyces recurvatus
Lineage: Eukaryota; Fungi; Mucoromycota; Mucoromycetes; Mucorales; Mucoraceae
Product: SMAD/FHA domain-containing protein
Exons: 3
Coding region: 1-744 (247 amino acids)
Biological process (GO): ubiquitin-dependent protein catabolic process; negative regulation of septation initiation signaling; protein ubiquitination
Cellular component (GO): mitotic spindle pole body; ubiquitin ligase complex; cytosol
Molecular function (GO): protein binding; ubiquitin protein ligase activity
Source: RefSeq, a predicted model, not a curated record
AUGCCAACUAAAAAAAAGAAUUAUUUGAGAAUUGUACCUCAUAUUGAUACAGAUUCACGACCUUUUAUAUUUGAUAUUAUUGAAAAAGAAAUUAAUGAAACUAGUCUACUAAAAUUGGGUCGAUUUACAGAUAGAAAUAACUUGUUUACAAAUCGAAUUGCUUUUAAAAGUAAAGUAGUCAGUCGUGGACAUGCUGAAAUAUGGAUAAAAGAUAAUCAACUUUAUAUUAAAGAUAUUGGCUCUUCUUCUGGUACCUUUAUUAAUAGGAUUAGAUUAAGUCCAGCUAAUCAAAUAUCAGAAGCGUAUUUAUUAAAUAAUGGAGAUAUUGUACAAUUAGGAAUGGAUUAUCAAGGUGGAAUAGAAGAAAUGUUCCGAUGCAUAAAGAUGAAAAUAGAAUUAAACAAUGAAGCAUUAAUAGAGAGUCCAUCAAGAUAUGGACUUGAUAACUUUAGAAAUAAUAUAGUAGCUUCAUGCGGUAUUGCUGAUAAUACAAGUAUUAAGGCAGAAAAUAUCGAUGAAUGUUGUAUUUGUUUAUAUGCAAUUGCACCCUUUCAAGCUUUAUUUGUAGCCCCUUGUUCUCAUUCUUUUCAUUUUAAAUGUUGUUAUCCUCUAUUACAAAAUUAUUAUCCAGGCUUUAAUUGUCCUUUAUGUAGAUCCUAUGCUGAUCUCAAUGCCAGUGUGUCUAUUGAUACAGAAGAAGUUGUUCACAUGUUAAAGCAGCAACAAGGAACAAAUCAAAAUUAA